AUGGCGGACUUUGAGAGCCCAGCAGCGAUGCCUAAACUCAUCACCUUCCUCUCUUCUCUCCUCCAACGUGUAGCGGAGUCGAACGACGUUAACAAGAUCCUCAAAUCCCAGAAACUCUCUGUCUUCCAUGGCCUAACCAGGCCUAAUAUUUCCAUUCAGAGUUAUAUAAAAAGAAUUUUUAAGUAUGCAAACUGUAGCCCCUCUUGCUACAUUGUUGCAUAUGUUUAUCUUGAUCGGUUUACACAGCUCCAACCUACUCUUCCAAUCAAUUCUUUCAAUGUUCAUAGGCUGCUAAUCACUAGUGUCAUGGUCGCUGUAAAAUUCAUGGACGAUGUGUAUUACAAUAAUGCUUGCUAUGCUAAAGUUGGAGGAAUCAGCACAACUGAGAUAAACUUUCUUGAAGUGGAUUUUUUAUUUGGAUUGGGAUUCCACUUGAAUGUGACUCCCACCACUUUCUUCAAAUAUUAUUCUUACUUGGAGAGAGAAAUGAUGAUGCUUCAACCUCAUAUAAACAUGUCAGAAUCUUACUUAUUUAUUGGAAUUUCAUCAAAACUUCACUUGUCUUUCAAUGAAGAUGAACCACCCCAUCAUCAACAACAGCAACUUGCUGUUUGA
Messenger RNA from Fraxinus pennsylvanica, 615 nucleotides. Lineage: Eukaryota; Viridiplantae; Streptophyta; Magnoliopsida; Lamiales; Oleaceae. The record is from the annotation of a GenBank genome assembly.